AUGACAACGGCGACGAUGCUCCUCGCGCUGGCCGCGGCGGCGACGGCGCUGCCCGAGGACCACCCGACGUGCCUGGCGGCCUGCGCGGGCCUCUCCUGCGCCCGCUUCGCGCCGGCGACCUGCGCCAUGGUGGAGCGGGACCUCGGCUGCGCCUGCGCCGGCUGCGCCUGCCUCGGGCGGCGCCUCGCGGCCGCGGCCGCGUCCAACGACACGCUCCUCAACGAGACGCUGCUCAAUUCGACGGCCCUCAACGCCUCGGCGGCGUCGCCGGCCGCGGCGGACGACGACGACGACGACGGCGCGCCGGCGGGGUGGAGCCUCACGGGCACGUACGUGCUCCUCGCGGUCGCGGCGGCCGUCGCCGCGGCCGCCGCCAAGAAGCGCCAGGAGGGCCCCGUCGACGCGCGCGCCGUCGCGGGCUGCCUCGCGGCCGUCGCCGUAGCCGUCGCCGUCCUCCUCGGCCAGGGCGUCCUCGAGUACGAGUACGAGUUCCUCUUUGAUGCGGGCGCCAUGGGCAAGUUCGAGGGCCUCGUGCCCAAGGCCGUCCCCGACACGAUUCAGUCCAAGUUCUUCAAGAAGGAAAAUUAUCUGGGCGCCUGCGGCGAGGGCGAGUUCUCCGACGGGUUGGGGAUCUGGCUUUUCGUCGGGUUCUGGCCCUUCCUCAAGAACGCGCUCGUCUUCGGGGUCUGCGCGCUCGUCGGCCGCCGGGGCCGCGCGGCGUCCCUGCUCAAGGGCCUGGCCCUGCUGGGCAAGUGGUCGCUGGUCAAAGUGACGGCGGCGUCGUGCCUCUUCGCCAUGGUUAAUCUCGACAUCAAGGCCGUCCCGCCGCUCAACGUCCAGGGCUUCUUCGUCGCGCAGCCGCGCGCCGGCAUCCUCGCUUUGCUGAUCGGCGUGUUCGCGUCGCGGCUCCUGACCUCGGCCCUCGUCGCGUUCCCGCCCGGCGCGCCGGCGCCCAAGAAAGGCCGCGCGGCGCCGCCCGUCGUCGUCGACGGCGUGCUGCUCGUCGUGAGCCUCGCGGCGAUGGUCGUCGUCGUCGCCGGCCUCGCGCUGCCCUUCGUCCAGCGGAAGUGGGAGAUGACGUAUCACCUCGGGCCCGCCCUGCCCACGAUUCCCAUGGGCGGCGACGAGGGGACCUGGACCGCGUUGGGCCUACUGGCGGAGAGUUCCAAGGCGCCGAACGUGGCGAACGCUGGCCUCGCGGCGGGCGUCGCCGCCGUGCGCCGCCGCGCGGAAAUUGUUGUUUUGAUCGCCCUCGCCACGCGAUCGCCGCGACGCUCGCGUGAACCCACCAGGACGCCAUCGCCGCAACGCGCGGUUCGCACCGGCUUCGUACGCAGGUCCUCAAGGUCGUGUGCGUCUUCUUC
Pelagomonas calceolata is the source of this 1364-nucleotide messenger RNA. Lineage: Eukaryota; Pelagophyceae; Pelagomonadales; Pelagomonadaceae. The record is from the annotation of a GenBank genome assembly.